CAUACGUAAGCGUUCAUCGCUUUGGCGUCGCUCCCAACCUAAAACUCGGUGCUGUUCCUAAAGCAAAUUUUGACCUUCCUGGUUUUGACUCAUAUAGGCGCUUGUGGCGGGCUUUGGAGCACUGUCACCCAUUCCAUAUACGUAAUAAUGCGACGACGGUGGUGCGAACUCGUAUUUGAGCUGACUCGGUUGCAAAUGUCACCCGCGCGCCUCGGCGCUCGCACCCAUUGCCAUUCAUGGCUGAGCAUUUGAAACGAAGGAUUCAUUCUACAGCUCACUAGCGAGAUGCAUUUGGCUCUCAAAGUUCUUGCCCGCGCAUGGGAAGGCGCUCUGCUCACCUGCGCUCGGCGGUAAGGCAGCGGCUUGGGCAUUGGUGAACAACGUGAGAGGACUCAGGAUGGAGCUCACGGAGCAGCGGGCGGCGAGUAUGACGAGGUCCGCAAGGCCAGGUGGUGCCGGCACGGUACCGGGCCUUGCAAAAACCUCCGCCGCCCGCACCCGGCUCGCUCGCACCCGUCCCCUCGCCAGCGCUCUGCUGGUCGCGGCGGUGCUGCUGGCCCUGCUGGCUGCCGCUGCUCGUGCCAGCCACAUUGACCUGCAGCUCACCUGCGAGGUGCUGCUGGCGCCGGCGUGCGCGGCCUACGUGUUUGAUGCUAGCCAGACCAACAUCAGCGCCACAACGCCGUGGAAUGCGGCGGUGAAGACAGACACGGCCUCAGGUGGCAACAGCAUGCGGACCACACACGUGCCGCUGGACGGACCCAACACCGACGCCCUGCUGCGUGCCGUGGCGCUCACGCCGCCGCGGCCACAGCCGGCGCCGCCACUGGGGCGCGCCGCGCUGGCGGCGGCGCCGCUGCUGCUGCCGCAGCUGGCGGCGGCCGACCCGCUGCGGCCGCGUGGCGGCGGCCGGCUGCGGCUGGCGUUGGCGCCGGUGGGAUCGACCACGGAGCUGUGGGCGCAGUUCCUUGGUGGCGGCGAGGUGGGCGGCCCGCCGCCGCGCCGUGCGGUGCUGCCGCUCGGCGCGGGCGGCGGCCCAGUGGAGUACACGCUGCACGAGGCGCCGCUUCCGCAGGCGGCGGCGGCGGCGGGCGACGGCUGCGCCGCGCUGGACGCACAGCUGCUGGCGCCGGGCUCGGCGGCGGAGGCGGCGGGCGUGCAGGCGGCGCUGGUGGCGCCGCACCGGAGGCUGUGGAUGGGGCUGCGGCGGAGCGACCUGGCGGCCGGGGGUGGCGGCGGCGGCGCCGCCGCCAUCGCCGCCGCAACCGGCGUUAGUACCGAGCUGCCGCCGCCGGGCUCUGCGCCGCGUGUUGCCUUGGGCAACGCUACGUACCGCUGGGCCGGCGGCGCGGUGGGGUCGUUCGAUGCGUUCGCGGCGGCGGCCGGCGCCUCCGCGGCGGCGGCGGCGGGAGCUGGGUGUGUGCAGCUGGACACGCUGAGUGGGGAGUGGCACCCAGUGCCUUGCGGCGGCGACAGCCCGUCCGUGGCGGGCUUCGCGUGCGAGGCGCGCUCCGUGACUGCGGAGGGCGUGCGCUGGGCGACCGCGGUGGGCGGGCGGCGGUACGCGCACGUGGCCAAGGCGCCACAUGAGGCGGCGGCGGUGGCGGGCGGCGGCGGCGCGGUGGUGCCGGACACGCCGGCGGCGCUGUGCGCGGCGCACGGCAUGGCGCCGGCGUCGUUGGAGGAUGCCGGCACGCAGGCGGCUGUGCUGCAGCGGCUGGCGGCGGCCGGCACCUACUGGCUGGGCUACGCAGCCGACACCGCGGCGGCGGCGGCGCCGGCGGCGUGGACUGACGGAAGCAACACCUCGGCCUACGCGCCCACGCCGCUGAACCAGGCCGCGGCGGCGGCAACGGCCGCCGCGGCCGCAGCCGGCGGCGGCGCAGCGUUCUGUGGGCUAAUGGCGGCGACGGCGCUGCCGGCCGUCAACGGCACGGCGGCAGCAGCCGGCGGUGGUGUGCUGUUGGCGCCCUGCGGCGCGGCGGCGGCGGCGCCGCUGUGCGUUGGCAGCGCGCUGGUGGGCGACGGCAACGGCGGCGGCGGCUCGCCACUGACGGUGCCGCCGGCAGCCAUUGCCGCCGGCAGCGUCACGGUGGCGGCGGCGGCUCGGCGGCAGACGUUGUAUGCGUUUGGAAGGAUCGGCGCCGCCAGCUCGGCUGCCAGCUACAGCUCAGCAGCGGCCCGGUGCAAGGCUCUGGGCGGCUCCCUGGCAGUGUUCGAUGGCGCGGGGGCGUCGGGGCUGGAGGGUCCGGUGGGCGCCUGGCACGCGGCGCGACUGGGCACUGUGUGGCUAGGCCUCAGGCUGUCUGCGCCCACCCACUGGCAGGACGGCAGCGCCGCCACCUUCAGCAUGUGGCCCGGCGGCAAGGAGCCCGCAGCAGCCGCCUCCACCACCACGCCGGAGUGCCUCACCAUGGCCACCAUGGCCCUGCCCCACCUGGGCCUCGCCCCCGGGCAGUGGGCGCCCGCACCCUGCACCGCACUGCGCCCCUUCGUGUGCGAGGCCGCCUGGGGCGCCGCGCCCGCCGCGCCCGACCCAGCCGACAACGACGGAUCCGGGCUGCGCCCCGAGCUGGAUCCAACCGCCUGGCCGUUGGCCAGUACGAACUACAACAGCAGCUCGUACCAUCUGUACGACGGCAAUUGGAUGCGGUGGGCGGACGCCGCCGCCUUUUGCGUGGUGCGUUUCGGCGGCGGCGGGCGGUUGGCGAGUGUGGCCUCGGUGGAGGAGGCGGGCGCCAUCAUCGGGCUGCUGUACGGCGGAAACGGGGUCGUGUACGGCAGCAGUAACGGCAGCAGUACGGCAGUUGGGCCCUCCAGCAUCUUCACGUACUGGGUUGGGCUGAGCGACGCCGGCGUGGAGGGCAGCUUCGCCUGGGAUGAUGGCGAUGUGGGUCGGCCGCUGCCCUGGGCGGCAUCGGGCGCCGUGCCGCCGGGCCAGACCAACACCUCGGAUUGCGUUGCGGUCACUUUCGGUUCCAACCCCAGCAACCCGGUGGCUGGGGUCAGCGGCGCCGCCGCGCUGCAGGUACGGCCGUGCGAGGACACCCUGCCGUACCUGUGCUCCGUACUGGAUGAACCGGGCAGCAGUAACGGCGGCGGCAACGGCAGCGGCGGCGGUGGUGGCAUGACGGGCGAGGCCGGCGGCGCGCAGGGCGGGCGGCACCCUGUGGCUGUGCGGCGGCAGGGGUCGCGGGCGGCGGGCAUGGCGGAGUACCUGUUCCACCGCACGCGGCUGUUCAGCCACGGCACGGCGGAGAGGAUCUGCCAGUCUCAGGGCGGGCACCUGUUCAGCCCCGUGGACGCCGCGGAGGCCGCCUGGGUGGCGGCCGCCGCCGCACACCUGCUGCCCGCCGCCUUCUUCCCAACCGCCGCCGCCGCCGCCGCCAACUCCUCCGCGCCGCUGACCUAUGCCGACGUCAUCGCCGCCGCCGCCGGCGUAAUGCUGCAGCUCGGGCUCAGCCGCCCCGGCUCGGCUUCAGCUGGCGGCGCCGCCGGUCUGUCCAACCCCUCGGGUGCCAACGCGACCCUCACUGGCGGCUUUUCGGCUGCCGACCUGCUGGGCACGUGGUUGCCGGAGGGCGUGGCGGCGGCGGCGUACGGCGCGGCUACAGCCGCCGGCGGCUACGACUCCUGCCCGCAGCUGUACGUUGCAACGGGCGAGUGGCGGCUCAACGCCAGCUGUGCCGAUCCCGCGCCUUUUGUUUGCAAGCGCGUGGCCGGCCUGCCGCCGCGGCGGCCGGCGGCGCUCGCCGCCGCGGCCGCGCUGGCGGCGGCGGCCGCCGCCGCCACCAACGGCACACAGGGCAUUGCUGACGCAUGGAGUCCAGUGCGCCAACCGCCGCCGCACCCGCUGACGUCGGUUGGUGGCGGCGCAGCGGCGCUGCUGGGCUAUGUACUGCCGGCGGGCGCCCGCCUUUCGUACGACGAGGCAGCUGCGCUGUGUGCGGACGUGGGCGGCGCACCGGCUCAGCUGCGGCUGCUGAGCGAUUGGGAGGCGCUGUGGAACCUCAUGUCCUAUGCCGUGCUGCCGCCGCAUCUGCGCAACCCCGGCGCCGCCGUCACCCACACCCUGUUCCUGGGCGCCCACCGCCGUGUGCCCGCCUCCGCCUCCGACCCCGAGCCCGCGGGCUUUCGCAAUCUGGACGGCAGUCGGCUGCAGCCGGCGGCGGCGGCCUGGGCGGCGGGCGAGCCGGACGGGCGGGCGGGCCUGGGCGACGGCGGCGGCGCGGUGCUGGGCGGCGGGCGGCGGGCGUGUCUGGCGGUGGCGGUGACGUGGAGUGCGGCGGGCGUGUUGACCGGGCUGCAGCUGGGGGAUGAGGACUGCGGCUCGAGGCUGGGCGUGUUGUGCCAGGCCGUGGACGCGGACGUGCAGCUACUGCCGGGCGCCUCCUCGCCGCUGGCGGGCGGGGCGGAUGGCUACAGCUCCCCCAGCGCCUUCACGGACGACACGUCGGCAUUCAUGGCACACGGGCCGUUGACCGCGGUCAACGCACGUGUGGACGGCCAGCUGCUGACUCAGCUGGCGCUGCUGUACGGCAGGCCGGGCGCGCCGCAGCGCAAGACGCGGCACGGUGGCACCGGCGGCGCCGCCGCCCUGGGCUCGCCCUGGCGGGUGCCGGACGGCGACGUGGUGGUGGCGGCGGCGGGCUGCCGCGUGGCCGCCGGCAUCGUCAAGGGCAUGCGGUUCACCACACGGCGAGGACUCCACUCGCCGUGGCUGGGCGGCACCUGCCUGCCCGCCGGCGCCGACGCCGCCUGGUUCGUGCUGACGCCGCCCGCCCCCGGCGCCUACCUGGCAGCGCUGCAGAGCCUGGGCAGCCCCUACCUCAACUCGCUGGCGGCGGUGUGGGCACUGGGCGGCGCCGGCUCCCCCGCCGUGCUCGCCACCACCUCCCCCAGCCCCUCCUCGCCGCCCGCCUGGGCCGCCGGCGCCAGCGGCGGCCUGCGCCUCACGCCCUACCCCCGCCUGCGCCUGCCCUGGCACGAGGCCGCCGCCUGGUGCACCGACCGCCACGCCGGCCACCUCGCGUCCUUCGCCGCCGCCGCCGACAUAGCCGCCGCCGCGCGCCGCCUGGCGCCGGCGCUGGCCUUCGGCCUCAGCCGCGCCGCUGGCGGCAGCACAUUCAGUUGGGCCGGCAGCGCCGCCGUCAGCGGCGGCGCGACGGCGCCGCCGGCCGGCGACGCGCGCCUGCCGGACCCGGCCGCCGCCGCCGCCGCCGCCACGUGCGGCAUGUGGAACACGUACGACAACACGUGGGCGUUGGCGGAGUGCGGCGGCGGCGCAGCUGACACCAGCCUGGUUCCUGACGGCGGCGGCGCUGUGUCGGCGGCGGCGACGCUGGCUGGCGGCGGCGCGCUGUGCUGGGCUGGCGAUGACACCGACUCGCCGUCAGCCUCGCCGCCGCUGCUGCCGUACUCGCUGCCGUUUCGCGGCCUGGAGCUGUUGGUCUUCCCGUAUGGCGGCGGCAGCCCAACCGCCGCCGCCGGACAGGGCUGGGCGCCGACGUACAGUACGGCAGUCGCCACGUGUGCCGCAUACGGUGCCGAGGUGAUGCGGCUGCCCGCCAACUUCCCGGGUACGGCGGCGGUUGUGCCGGCGGUUGUGGCCGCCACGAGCGAUGACGCACUGGCGGCCGCCGCCGGGACGCCGCACUGGGCGCACAGCACUGCCGUCAGCAGCGGCGUCGGCGCCGGCGCGGGGCUGGCGGCGGCGUCGGACGAGGCGGCGGCGCUUCUGGCCGCGCUGACGUCAGCACUGCAGCGCCUGCCCGGCGGCUGGCAGCUGUCGUCCUCGGGCCUGCUACUGCCGCUUCAAGAGGUAAGUGGCGGCAGUAGCAGCGCCGCCGCCGCCGCCGCUGCUCCCACGCGUUGCGUGGCGGCGUCUCCGCUGCCCGGGCUGGAUGCUGGCGGCGCCGCCGGCUGGUCGUUGUCCGGCGGCGGUUGGCUGGCUCAGCCCACGUCGCCAACCGCCUCGGCGGCCGCCGCCAACUGCACCUCGUUUGACAGCGGCUACGGGUUUGUGUGCGCGCGCGGCGGCGGCCUGCGCAGUGUGGCUGCCAUGCUGCAGCUCCUGCCCGCCUCCAACUCCUCCGCCCGCCUCACCACUCACUCGGCCCGGCUGGGUGCCGCCUCCGCCACCUUCGUCCGCGCCGCCUCCGCCGCCCUGCCGGUCCUGCCCGCCGCCGCCACCACCGGCACCACGGCCGCCGGCGCCGCCGCCUCCGCCUGGCCCUCCCCAACGGCGGCGGCGGCGUCCGCCGCCGCCGCCGCCGCGGCGGGGUUCGGCGGCGCGGCUGCGGGCUGCGCGGCUCUGGGCGGGGAGCUGCUGAGCCUGAGCUCGGGCGGCGAACUGGAUGACCUGGCGGCGGCACUGGCGGCGGACGGACAGGCUGACGCGGGCGAGCUGUGGCUGGGCCUGCACGACCUGCUGGCGCCCGGCGCAUUGGGCUGGCUGGGGGACGAGGACGCGGGGGGCAGCGCGGCGGCGGGCUACUACGACCUGCUGGAGCUGCUGCAGUCCGCCGACUACCCCCUCAACGGCAGUAGCAGCAGCAGCGGCAGUAGCAGCGGCAGUAGCAGCAGCACCAGUGAGGAGCGCUGCUUCUCCCUGCAGUACAGCCGCCUGUAUGCGGUGCCGCCCUCGCCGCCCGCACCGCCCGCGCCCACGGCACCCCUGCCGCCGCCGCCGCCCGCGCCGCCGCCCGCGCCCGUGCCCCCGGCGCCGCCGCCCUUCCCGCCGCGCCCGCCGCCGCUGCCGCCGCCGCCCGCGCCUCCGGCUCCGCCGUUGGCGCCGCCGCCGCCACCCAUGCCGCCGCCAUCGCCUGGAGAGUUCGACGGCGCA
This is a messenger RNA of Chlamydomonas reinhardtii, 6844 nucleotides long. RefSeq lists its product as uncharacterized. Gene Ontology annotation, cellular component: external side of plasma membrane. The transcript is spliced from 15 exons. NCBI's taxonomy places the organism in Eukaryota, Viridiplantae, Chlorophyta, Chlorophyceae, Chlamydomonadales, Chlamydomonadaceae. The annotation marks the transcript as partial. The record is from RefSeq and is a predicted model, not a curated record. Gene Ontology annotation, molecular function: carbohydrate binding.